This is a messenger RNA of Pollicipes pollicipes, 408 nucleotides long. RefSeq lists its product as uncharacterized. The transcript has 4 exons. The record is from RefSeq and is a predicted model, not a curated record. Lineage: Eukaryota; Metazoa; Arthropoda; Thecostraca; Pollicipedomorpha; Pollicipedidae. The coding region runs from base 1 to 408 and encodes 135 amino acids.
AUGUGUCUGCUCACGGCGCAAAUCUACCGCAGAUCUGCCGCAGGUACGGACUCACGCUCCUGGUCCAUGUGUCUGCUCACGGCGCAGAUCUGCCGCAGGUACGGACUCACGCUCCUGGUCUAUGUGUCUGCUCACGGCGCAGAUCUACCACAGGUACGGACUCACGCUCCAGGUCCAUGUGUCUGCUCACGGCGCAGAUCUGCCGCAGGUACGGACUCACGCUCCUGGUCCAUGUGUCUGCUCACGGCGCAGAUCUACCACAGGCUGUACGAGCACGUGUUCGUGCACGUGCCGUCGAACACCAGGAUCCACCUGGGCCAGUACGUGGCCGGCGUGCUGCAUUACGUGCUUGGCGUGGCCGCCGUGCUUGCCGAGGCUCCUGGCUUCGUUGAGGACGACCUGACCUAG